Messenger RNA from Branchiostoma belcheri (Belcher's lancelet), 373 nucleotides. RefSeq lists its product as uncharacterized. The transcript is spliced from 3 exons. The coding region runs from base 20 to 373 and encodes 117 amino acids. NCBI's taxonomy places the organism in Eukaryota, Metazoa, Chordata, Leptocardii, Amphioxiformes, Branchiostomatidae. The record is from RefSeq and is a predicted model, not a curated record.
UCCAAGAGCCAAGACAGUCAUGAAGACCGACAGCACCAAGCCCGCAUCCUUCCUGGUGUUUCUUGUCUUGUUUCUGCUGGUGGAAAAGUCGGAAGGAGGGAAGAUGACCUGGCUAGUGCCGCGGGAGAGGGGAGCAGAGCAGGGCCUCACCAACGACUACAAGGUCCUUAUGGACCCACAGGACAGCAACAGUGACGAGGAGUUGGAGCUGCUGGGGGCUUACAACAUCCUAAGGAACGUUCUGGGACACAGAUGGGAGGCACGGCAGAGGCAGGCCGUUAAGCGAGGUUGUGCUGUAUUCCGGGGCGGUAUCCAGGCUUGCCUCAAGGCUUAUGAAACAAGAGGAAGGUGGCCGAACAACGAGAGUACAUAA